CUUUGGUAAGACAGUUCAAUUGGGACUUCGUUUGGUUGAAGACGCAGAUUCAGAUAAAGUUAUUCUUCUGUUUUUUUACGGUCGUUUAUCUAGUGAAAUGCGAAGAAAGCAGAACUUGACUCAAAUCGAAAGUUGCAUUGCGUUUGUUACGUGUGAGUCUUAGGUUUUUAUUUUUAUUAAGUGUCAAAGAAGUCCGGUUCCUUGUGACACUGAUGUAAACGGAUUAAUUACACGGAGAAAAUCAUAUUAACUUAGAGAUACGUUCACAUAAGUUAGCGUGACAGUGAUAAUUUUAUGUCAACAAUAGCAAAAGUUUUUGGUAAUUCAAUCGCAUGCAAAUUCCAUAACUGAUGUUUAACUCGGAAUAACGAGCGCAUGUUUUCUUAACGUGUUUUGCCUUUUUCAGUUUUUAAUUGUCUGGCACUUGAGGCCGGAACUAGGGCCUUUCCCUAUGAGUGAAACAAAAUUAAAUGUCAAAACAAGUGAAAAAUUGUUAAACAAGUGCUUAUUCAUAUCUGCUUAGUGAAACUUAAGCUUAAUCCGAAAAUAAAAAUCAUAAUUGAAGCUUGUUCUUGGUAUAAGUGGGACGCCCAGUUUUAAACUUUUUUUUUAAUAUUUUUGUUUUUGUCAACGAAGACGCAUUUUUUUAUUCAUAUAAAAAAAUAAUUUUCCUUUUGGAUACAAAAUUAUUUAACACGCAGCGAAAUGUCGGAUAUUUACUAUUGCAGUAAUAAUAAGAAAAAAUCGGACAAAAUGUCUUCAGCUGAGAAAGGAACUAAAAGUACGACAACAAAUAACACAAAUAACACACAUAACACCAACAGCAACAGUAACAACAAUAAUAACAAUAACAAUAACAUAACCAGCCGGGAUAGCAAUAACAUUUGCGGGAAGCACUCAAAUGGAAAGACGAAUUGGAAUACCAAGGUGAUACAAACCAGUACAACGCCACACACAAACGGCCAUGUUCCAUCAUCACAGAAAACAUUUCACAAUACUCGUUGUACACGACAUCAUAAGCCCCACCAACAUCACAGUCAUGGCCGUAAAACAGAAUCAGUUUUAUCCACAGAUUCAGAUAUUCGAUUUACAAGACGAAAAAUUGGCGACAGCCAAAAAUGUGGUUGCGUAGUGAUAACAGGUUUUCUAGUCGCUCUGCUUGUAGCUGGAGCGUUUGUAUAUAUUGGAUAUACCUAUUUUAGACCAGAACCUUUACCAGAUCGAACGUUUCGUGGAAAGUUUCGGGUGGUGAAUGAUAAAUGGUCAAUGGAUUUAGCGGAUCAAACGUCAAUAAGGUUUCAACACAAGUCAAGAGAUUAUAGGGAAAGGAUAAAUCUACUUUUGAGGAGGUCCGACUUAAGAGAGCCUUUUGAGGGAACUGAGAUUUUGGCUCUCGAUGGAACUGAUGACACAAAUGACAUCCUCGUCCACUUCAAUGUUAUCUUUGAUCCCUACAUCGGCCUUGUAUCAACAGCUGAUCUUCUAGCCAUUUUCACAGAAGAGAUUACAGCUCAAAACCGAAGGUACUUCGCAAAUAUGACCGUUGAUCCGGAGAGUUUGACAAUUAAAGAGGUAACUGGCCUAAUUGAAGAACCAAUCAUGUCAUCAUCACCACUGGAAAAAGACGAUGAGGUUCCGAUUUUGGUAACGACCACUCCUAGGCCACCAAGAUAUUGUGAACCUCUCAAGCUUAACUAUUGUCGGUCGAUAGGCUACAAUUCUACCACCUACCCAAAUCUCUUAGGCCACACUUCCAUUGCAGAAGUGGAAGCCGAUGUGAUCGCCUUUCGUGAAAUGGUCGAUGCUGAAUGUUUUCGAGAGGCUUUUGACUUUGUCUGCCGACUUCUGCAGCCGCCUUGCGAGUCGCAUGGCCUAUUAGAACCAACACCUGGAGUAAUCUGUCGGGAAUAUUGUCAGAUUUUCAUGAAGGGCUGUGGAAAUCGGUUGUUGCACAGAUUUAAGAAAUUUUUCGAUUGUGAGGCGUUCCCUGAAUCAACUGGAAUGCAAUCUUGUCACCACAAACCCCGAUGCUCUGAAGAUCUGCAGAGCAAUGCCUUAUCCCCACGGUUAUGUGAUGGAAUUGGUGAUUGUCCGGACCUUUCAGAUGAACGGUCGUGUUCGUUUUGCCCAGCAAAUUCCUUGUAUUGUGGACGUGGAAGAGCUUGUAUAUCGAAGAAGGCUCGAUGUGACGGAAAAGUUGACUGCCCCGAUGGUUCCGACGAAAAAGACUGCCUAUCAAUUGCCCCACUGGCAUCUGCUUUAAUUCAUCCAGAACCGUUGGUGCCUUUUCAACCAAGAUUUCAUUCGGAAGGAUUUGCAGUCUUUUCAGAGAAAGGAAUUAUCGGAAAACUUUGUGCUGAAGGUCUGGACGGUAGUGAAAAAGACACAGUGAGACAAACUGUUGCUGAAUCCCUAUGCAAGUCCCUGGGUUACGAAUCGGUUCAGCUGUUUGAAAUCCGCAACGACACAGAAAGUCUCAAGGAUUAUGUUCGAGUUCUUGAUCCACAUGCUCCAGAGAUUUCCUUUAUCCGAACAACAUGCCAAAACAAGAGAGUACUCUAUGUUGGCUGUGGAGAAUUGCAGUGUGGGGUUCAGUCAGUGCUGUCGCCAAAACAUACAUCUUUACCAAAAAUGUCUUCGCCGGGAGAUUGGCCAUGGCUUGUAGCGCUCUAUAGAGAAGAUACACAUGUUUGUGAUGGAACUUUGGUUUCACGUGAUUGGGUUCUCACAACGGAAUCCUGUUUCCAGGGGCAACCUCGAGCUACCUGGAUGGCAAUAUUUGGUUCGGUGCGAUUAAAUGCCAAUGCUCCUUGGACACAACGUCGACGUGUUAUAGGUUUGAUUAAGAGCCCUGUUGAAGGUUCCACUGCAGCUCUUAUACGCCUCGAGACUCCAGUGAUAUUCUCUGACUUCGUUCGACCGGUUUGCCUGCCCGAUGAGUUGGAUAAGAAACUACGUCCAGAUUACCAAAGAAGAACUUUAACUCCAAAAGCCGAGAAGCUAGAGGGUGACCGUCAUCAGCUACGUGAUACAUCCGCCAAAGUACAGAUAUCAGAACGAGAAACACAACAGUUCUUCGUCGCUCCAUCGCUUGAAAAACCUUCCCUCAGUACUGAUUCAAGUGAUAUUGAUAGUUCAGAAACCACUAUCAGCAGCUCAGGACUGCGGCGGCGCCGCCGACGAGCUGUUGAACCAAUUCCUUCAUUUGAAUCAUAUCCUCUACCAGAGAGUGUACCUCAAAUGCAGUAUUACUCCCAGAAGGCGCGUUCCUUGGGUCAACAGAAGUUACCUGUAACCUAUGUAACAACAGUGCGAUCUGCUGAGCAGACACAAUGGACUAAUUGCAAUACGUUGGGCUGGUCAAGACAGCGGGACCAUUUACAGAGGGUUCAAUUGAAAAUUGGUGAUAUGUCCGCAUGCGAGAAUGUCUCGAUUGCGACCGUGAAUAGCAUGUGUACGGAAGCUACAUUCCAGAAGCACGAUUGUACGCAAGAAGAAUUUUCUGGUGCUCCAGUACAAUGUACCCUGCCUGGAACUAAUCAAUGGGCCUUAGUUGGUAUUUCAUCAUGGAGAAUAGCUUGUGGUCCAACUGGUGUUGAAAGACCCCGAAUGUAUGAUAAAAUUUCUUCGAAUGCAGCUUGGAUAAGAGAUACAAUAAAUUCAGAAUAAAAGUGUUGUAAAUGUUAAAUAAAAACUAAAUCUAAAAAAAAUUUUGUACAUUUAAAAUAUUUUAUUUAAGAUACAAGAAUUAUUAACUAUUAAUAAUAUUAAAUUAUAUCAGCAUUUGGAAUGUGUGUGAAUGUUUGAUGAAGAAAUGUAAGAUACAAAUGAAAAAUAUUAUUAUUUUGUUUGUUAAAUAAAAAUUAUUAAGUUUACAAUUAUAAUAUUUUUAGUUAUUUUAUUGAGAAUGAAUGUUUGUGCUGCCAUUAAAGUUUAAACUUAAAUUAAGUUAAAAGAAAAAAAAAACAAACAAAACAUUUAUAUUUACUUAUUUAUUCAUAAUUCUAUACACAUAAGUAAUUU
Eupeodes corollae is the source of this 4023-nucleotide messenger RNA. RefSeq lists its product as uncharacterized. The record is from RefSeq and is a predicted model, not a curated record. Gene Ontology annotation, molecular function: serine-type endopeptidase activity; protein binding. Bases 706 to 3669 code for a protein of 987 amino acids. Gene Ontology annotation, biological process: proteolysis. The transcript has 9 exons. NCBI's taxonomy places the organism in Eukaryota, Metazoa, Arthropoda, Insecta, Diptera, Syrphidae.